Rhizophagus irregularis DAOM 181602=DAOM 197198 is the source of this 1103-nucleotide messenger RNA. NCBI's taxonomy places the organism in Eukaryota, Fungi, Glomeromycota, Glomeromycetes, Glomerales, Glomeraceae. The record is from RefSeq and is a predicted model, not a curated record.
CUUUUAUUUUGCUUUCGCUGUUUGCAUUUAAUAAUCAAAAGCGAAAAAAAAAUAUUACUAUAGUAAAAUGUCAGAAAUUUUUAAUUGUUCGCUUGACUAUUAUAUUACUGAAGAAGGUGCAGUGCCUUUGCUUCCUUUCGCUACACACGUGUCACUACAAAUUAUUGAUACUUUACCAUGGAAUACCAUAAUUUUACAACCAGAAUCUAAUUCACAAGAAGAUACUUUUCAACUAAUACAACCAAUAUUCUUUCAAUCACACAUACAAGAAACCUCGUGUCCUGAACAACAACAAAUACAAAUGAGUGAGCCCACAGAAUGUGAUAAUAAAGAGAAUGUCACAGAGCAAGAAAAGAAGAUUAGGAUAUUAGAGUUUACUUGUACAUAUUGCAAUAAACUAUAUCGAGGAAAGAAUGCGAGGUCUAUAUUACGGCGGCAUCUCAAAACCAAACAUAAUAUUAAUCCACCUCGAGGUACAAGAUGGGAUAAUGAUCCUAAUAGGCCGAAAACUGACGAAGAAAGGCGUUUGAGAGUGUUAGAAUCAAAGAAAAGGUGGGCUCAAAAAUCACGAACAAAGAAAAACCUUGAGAAAGCAUCAUCACCCUAUAUAAAACAAGAAAGUAUUGAUGAGAUUCCCAAUAAUGACAAUUCAGAUUCAGAUUUGGUAAUUAAUUCAGAUUUAGGAAACUCGCGGCAAGUGGAUAAUGAACCGGAUUUAAUUUGUUCGGAAUAUAUAAAGCAAGAGCGUAUUGAUGAUUAUGAGAUUCCAAAUCAAGUCAAUAUUGUUGAAGGGGUCCCAAAUCAAGUCGAUAUAAAUUCGGAGAAUCAAAUCGAUAUGAACUUACUCUAUGAUGCUGGUUCCAUCAAAUCAACUUUACUGUGGCUAGGAGUCUCUGCUGAAUCGGAUUCUGGUCGUAUGGGUUAUUCUGAUGGGAGAUAUAAUCAAGAACAAAAUAAUUUUUUAAUAAAAGAAGAAUGUGAAUGAAUUUGUUAGCCGUUCAUAUUCCAAUGAUAUCUUUGAAAUUGUGUUGGAAUUUAUUUUGUAUUUGAUUAAAUAAAAAAAUGUAAAAGGGAUUUGUUGAUUUAAUAAAAAAAAAUAUAUU